ACAGCUAAGAUAUCAGAGAUAUGCAGGCCCAAGUUGAGCAUCUACCAGGCAAAAUUAGCAGCUAGACUAGAGUUUUACAACUUCGAUUCGAUUAAUAAAGGACCAACGAAUUGAUCAAAAACACAAAAAAGAGGGAGAAUGAUGUCGUUUUGAUCCACUGCAAAUGCAACCGCAACCGCCUCGUCAUCUCUGAACUCACCCAGCCCAAAAAUCCCAACCAUCGAUAAUGAGAGUGAGCUCCGGCGAUGGCCUCAGUGGCGGCGCCACCUCCGCCGCCUCCGCCACUGCCGCCGCGGCUUCCAGGGACGCCGAGGCCCUCUUCCGCUCCAAACCCAUCUCCGAGAUCCGAACCGUCGAGUCCACCACCCGAACCCAGAUCCAAUCCAAGAUGGAGGAGCUCCGCCAGCUCGUCGGCACCCGCUACCGCGAUCUCAUCGACUCCGCCGAUUCCAUCGUCCUCAUGAAGCGCUCCUCCCACUCCAUCUCCCUCAACAUCUCCUCCGUCCACGCCUCCAUCGAUUCCCUUUCCUCCUCCGCCUCCACCCCCGACCCGCCCGACCCCUCCCGCCACGACCCGACCCGCCACCGCAUCUACGGCAUUGCCUGCCGGGUCAAGUACCUCGUCGACACCCCCGAGAACAUCUGGGGCUGCCUCGACGAGUCCAUGUUCCUCGAGUCUGCCGCGCGCUACUCCCGCGCCAGUCACGUGCACUCCAUCCUCACGCUCCCCGGUCACGUGCGUUUCCUCUCCAACUUCCCUCUGCUCCAGCACCAGUGGCAGAUCGUCGACAGCUUCAAGUCUCAGAUCUCUCAGCGCGCCCGCGACCGCCUAUUCGAUCGGGAGCUCCAGCUGCCCAUCUCCUCCUACGCCGACGCAUUGGCAGCCGUUGCUCUGAUCGACGACCUCCGCCCCGAGCACGUCCUCUCGCUCUUCCUCGAGACUCGGAAGUCGUGGGUCUUGCAGAUACUCAACGCCUGCGGUGUCGAUGCGCAGUGCUCCGACGUCGUUUCGGUGCUGUGCGAGGCCUUGAGGGUGAUUCAAGUGACUGUGGGGCAGGUUGGGGAGCUCUUCUUGCGGGUGUUUAACGACAUGCCGUUGUUUUACAAAGUGGUUUUGGGUUCCCCACCUGCAUCUCAACUGUUUGGUGGAAUUCCCAACCCGGAUGAGGAGGUCAAGCUUUGGAACUCGUUCAGGGAGAAGCUGGAGGCCGCCAUGGGAAUGCUGGAGAAGGAUUAUAUUGCCAAGGCUUGUCGCUCGUGGCUUAAGGACUGUGGAGGCCAGAUGGUGGAUAAGAUCAAUGGGAGGUUUCUCAUUGAUGCCAUUGGCAGCGGCCAUGAGCUCGCCUCAGCUGAGAAGUUGAUUAGGGAGACUAUGAAUAGCAAAGAGGUAUUAGAAGGGAGCUUGGAGUGGCUCAAGAAUGUUUUCGGGUCCAACAUUGACCUGCCUUGGAGUAGAAUGAGUGAACUUGUUCUGGGAGACGAUUCGGACCUAUGGGACAGUAUCUUUGAACCAGCAUUUGUCGGGAGGAUGAAGGUGAUUGUGGACCGCAGGUUUGAGGAGCUCACGAGGGCCGUGAACGUUAAGGAGGGUGAACCCAUUGAUUUUCUUGGUGCUGGUGGUGGAAUUUGGUUUGUAGAAGCCAAAUCGAAUCAUGGUAAAAAGGGUACUUCUGCUCUGCCUUGUGAAGAGAAUUGUCUCAAUUUCUAUUUUGGUCCUCAAGCUAGUGGUAUUAGGGAUGCUGUGGAUGGUAGCUGUCAGGGGGUUCUUGAUGACUUACUGUGUUUCUUAGAAUCUCCAAAGGCAGCCCUUAGAUUAAAGGAUCUGGCACCCUAUCUACAAGAUAAAUGUUACCAAACCAUAUCUGUUAUAUUGAUGCAACUGAAUAGUGAGCUUGGGAAUUUGGAAAGUGGCAAAGACAAGCAAGGGCUGGUAACCGUUGAGAGGGCACUUUUCAUUGGGAGACUCUUGUUUGCAUUGCAGAACCACUCCAAACACAUUCCCAUCAUACUUGGCCCUCCAAGGUCUUGGGCAAAUGCAACUGGGUCUGCAGUUUUCGAUAAGUUACCAUCCAUGUUGAGACAAUCUAGAGCCCCCACUGAUUCUCCCGUGUUUGAUAGCCCCUUGGGUUCUAAAAGGCACACUUCAUCUGCUACUGCUGCAUUGCUUGGAGCAAGCCAAAGUGCAAGCCCUAAACUUGAAGAACUUAAUGUAACUAUGCGAGAUCUCCGCAUUAGAGCGCAUGGUUUGUGGAUGUCAUGGUUGUCCGAUGAGCUUUCAGUUAUUCUUUCUGAUGAUCUUGAAAAAGAUUAUGCUUUGUCAUCAUCAAGUCCUCUGAGGGGUUGGGAAGAGACAGUAGUUAAGCAAGAGCAGUCUGAUGAUAACCAAUCAGACCUGAGAAUUUGGCUCCCAUGCAUGCCUUCCCUCUAUGUAACCUCGUUUCUCUUCCGUGUAUGCAAAGAAGUUCAUCGAAUUGGAGGUCAUGUUCUUGACAAAACAAUUCUGCACAAGUUUGCAUCAAAGUUGUUGGAAAAGGUCAUCGAUAUUUAUGGGGACUUCCUUUCUACUCUAGAGGCUGGUGGAACUGAAGUGUCUGAAAAAGGAGUUUUGCAAGUUUUGUUAGAUUUGAGAUUUGUUGUUGAUGUUCUUUCUGGGGGUGAUUCCAAUGUGAGUGAGGAGCCAUCUAUAAACCUAAAGGCAAAAAGUCCUUUCAGACGGAAGCAGGAACAAAGCCACGUGAAGUCUGUCAUUAGAGAGCGUUUUGAUGGGUUGAUAAAUCGCCUUUCACAAAGAUUGGAUCCCAUAGAUUGGCUUACGUAUGAGCCAUAUCUCUGGGAAAAUGAGAGGCAAUCAUACCUACGGCAUGCUGUCCUUUUCGGAUUCUUUGUGCAACUUAAUCGCAUGUAUACAGAUACUGUUCAAAAACUUCCUACUAAUUCCGAGUCCAAUAUAAUGAGAUGCUCUUCAGUUCCUCGCUUCAAGUACCUUCCCAUCAGUGCCCCAGCAUUGUCUUCAAGAGGGACAGCUAAGACGUCCAUUCCAACAUCUUCAGAUGAUAUUUCUUCGAGAAGUACCUGGAAAUCUUAUGCAAAUGGAGACCUGUCCAGUAAGCUUGAUUUGGAUGAUAACUCGAGUUUUGGGGUUGCAGUACCAAUUUUUAAAUCUUUCAUGCAGGCUAGAAGCAUAUUUGGAGAGAGCACAUUGAAACUGGGAUCAAUGCUAACAGAUGGGCAAGUGGGCAUAUUCAAGGAUAGAUCAGCAGCCGCCAUGUCGACAUUUGGUGACAUUCUACCUGCCCAGGCUGCAGGUCUUCUCUCAUCGUUCACAACUUCCAGAUCAGACUCUUGAUUGCCUACAGAAUCCUUCAGUCUUAUCUUCUUUUGGGCAUAUAUAAGUAAUUUUUCACUGUGGAGAAACAGUGGAGUCUCACCAAGCAUGAGAUUAGGGCGCCAGAGUUUGCAGUGCUUAUUUGAAACCAGGUAGAAAAGGUAUGUGAUUGAAAUGAAGCCCUGAGUUUUGGAUUUUAGUUGAAGUUUCAGGUGGGGGAUUAGGAAACUUAAAAUGAUGAGGUUAUGUAUAGAAGCCAGAUAGGUUGAGUCUUUUUUUUCUUUUUUCGAUUAAUUCAUUUUUUGCUUCCAUAGCUUAUUAUUUUCCGGGGUUCUGUUAUUAUAAACUUGUAUUCUUUUAUUUAUUUAUACCUUUUGAUGUUUGGAAAGAGCUGUCUGGUUAUGGAUAUUGUUUGUACUUUAGUGGACAGCUUGAACACUGUUGUUGUACUUUAGUUUAUAGAUUCUGAAUAAAAUAUUUGUGUUUCCAAUCAAAAGAAAAAAGUUUGGGCAGGUGUUGUUUGUGUUGAAGUUACUGCUGGUGUUCCCUGGCUGUUAAGCUGUUAGUUGUCUGCACUUUUGCUGACUUCCUAUUGAUUUCUAUAUUUGGUUUUUCUUUCUAUUUUCGGGAGAGGGGUGUUGCUUCUGUUAGUUCCUUGUGAAAUGAAUUAUUACAAGUCUUCUAAGCCUCUUUACCACAAGUUGUUUUUCCAUGUCUUAUUAAUUUGUCAUCGCUGUUUAGUUAUCCUGACAAUUCCAUCGAGUGGCUCACCACCAUCUGAAUUAUGCUUUAAGCUCUGUAACAAAGAAUGUGUCAACCAUUUAGUCUGUCAACAUACUAUGUAGUCUGCUGAGUGCUGUGUAUGUUAAUCAUGUGUUGUUGACUGCUUUACUAGUAGAAUGUUGUCUUGGAAGAGGCGUGUAGUUCGAGUGGUAGUACUUAAGAGCAUUCACCAUCCACCUGAGUUCUUGUCUUGGGUUACACCCCCAAUAUGGCUAGUGUUCUAAAAGUUUUAUAUAUCUUACCUUGUAUUUACACUUGCUCGAAAGCAAGGCAUAGUAAGUAUGGUCUGUCAUCACUAAAUUUAUUGUCUUUGUUUUUUUUUCUAAGAAGGCCCAGAAAAAGAACAGAAAAGCUGACGUGGGAGGAGUCACGGCAGUACCUAUAAUGGUUCUGAGUCGGACAGAAGCCAUUGAGUUCUCUUACAAUAUCUUCGUAUAUAUUUGCUCUACUUAAAUAGUAACCCUGCAUGGAAGACAAUUAGCCUUACUACGACUUUGUUGCUACUAUUUUGCUGCAUUACCAAGUCACCUUGAAUUGAGUUGUCUUUGGUCAAAUUCUGUGAUGAAUAGCAUCAAAGUCAAAACUGGUUUUCUGUUUUGUUUAUGUUUUUAUUAAGUAGAAGUCUGAGAUAUUCAAGUAUAUUUUGCAAGUAAGAAAAGUUUGGAAGCAUGCUGCUACGUAAAAAAAAUUACUGGAGUUGUUCACUAUUGUUAAAUCUAAAACUUCCUAUUGAGUCUUAUGAAGCAUCUCUACUUGAGUGCUCUGAAAAUGAUCCAAUACCUAUUUAAUGUAGUUUGCUGUGUUUUGUGUUUAUUAUAUUCUCUUCUUGUAGGCCAGUCGGAGUUGGAGGUCGCCACGAUUUGGGUGCCAACUUGGAGGAUGCUUGCGUGAUAUUGUUCCAUGUUCAAAUUCAAAUUCAAUUGUAGAAAUUGUAAAACCCUUUUCAUGUAUUAUUUGUUAUGUGUGUAUAACUUUCACUAUACGAAAUUAGCUGUAUGUACUCUUAACAUGUUAGUUAUGAGUUUUUGCAUAAAUGAUUUUUUUUUUUU
This is a messenger RNA of Prunus dulcis (almond), 5157 nucleotides long. Its product is annotated as conserved oligomeric Golgi complex subunit 1. Gene Ontology annotation, cellular component: Golgi apparatus; COG complex. The coding region runs from base 227 to 3346 and encodes 1039 amino acids. The record is from RefSeq and is a predicted model, not a curated record. The transcript is spliced from 6 exons. Gene Ontology annotation, biological process: intra-Golgi vesicle-mediated transport. Lineage: Eukaryota; Viridiplantae; Streptophyta; Magnoliopsida; Rosales; Rosaceae.